Molecule: messenger RNA, 1442 nt
Organism: Cyprinodon tularosa
Lineage: Eukaryota; Metazoa; Chordata; Actinopteri; Cyprinodontiformes; Cyprinodontidae
Gene: fkbp1ab
Product: FKBP prolyl isomerase 1Ab
Exons: 5
Coding region: 96-455 (119 amino acids)
Molecular function (GO): peptidyl-prolyl cis-trans isomerase activity
Source: RefSeq, a predicted model, not a curated record
GGGGUGCAGAGGAGAAGCGAGCAGGCAGACUGAGGGAGCGCAGAAGGAGCUCAGCAGCGGGUCUCUGGUCGGCAGCAGGAGGACGCAGCGCAGGCAUGGGAGUAGAGGUCGAGACAAUCACACCGGGAGACGGAAGGACCUUCCCUAAAAAAGGCCAGACGUGUGUGGUGCAUUAUGUGGAUUUCCUCCUCUGUGCUGCUGCUCUUCCCAAAGGCUCCUUGACAGACGGACGGAAGUUUGACUCAUCCCGCGACAGGGACAAGCCGUUCAGGUUCAAGGUCGGCAAGCAGGAAGUGAUCCGAGGCUGGGAGGAAGGUGUGGUGCAGAUGAGUGUGGGUCAGAGGGCCAAGCUGACCUGCUCCCCAGACUACGCUUACGGAAACAAAGGCCACCCGGGCAUCAUCCCCCCCAACGCCACGCUGGUCUUUGAUGUGGAGCUGCUGGGUCUGGAAUAAAGCUGCCAUGUUUGUUUCUGCCCUCUGACCUGCUGACCUGAGCAGAAGCCUUGGAUGAUCUACGCUUCAUACCUUCAGUUUUCUUUCAUUCAUCCUCCAGAUUAAAGCUUCUCAUUUUCCACAAAUCUUAAUUAUUUAGAAUAUUUUUUGUUUUCUUUUUGUUAUGUAGAGUUGUGUUUGUGUAGGAUCGCUGUGAGGAGCGAUAAAUAUGCUGAUGAAUCACUAGCAGCAAUGAGUCAGUGUGUUCUGGUAUUUAUAGCUUGUUUUAUCAUUUCAGUGGCUGGAUUACAGGAUUAAAUCCUUUUAGUUUCAUGUAGUUUAGACAAAUCAUGGUGCAGCACAGUCAGUCCACUUGUGACCUUAAAUGGACAUUUGUGCAGGAAGUGAGAUGAGGAAUAGAAAGAGGAGUUGUAGAUAGCUCUGAUGUGUGCCUACCUUGCCCUGUCUGCUUGCUCUAGAUCUGUGCACGGGGUGAAAGCUCUGCGUUGGGUUUGCAUCCUGACUGCCUUUCCUUCUCUUUAAACCCCAUUUAAAGCCAUAGCUGAUUGCUGCAGGCGGAGGACAGUGCCCCACGCACUGCGUCUGAAUUAGAGUGAAAUGUUUGAAACUUCCAAAAGUGAGCAGAGACGAUUCUGUUUGACUUUAUUUUUUGUAAUAACUUGAAUAUUUCCUUUGAUGACAAGUUUCUACCUUUGAGAAAUAAUGAAGCUGGUGUCGUUUCUAGGUUUGCUGUCUCUGAUGCAGCGUCCUUUCAGUACCGCUGCGUUGGAGGCAGGAAAAAACCAACUAGUGUUUUUUAUACCUGACAGAAGUCGUUUUAAAUGGAGUUUAAAUGAACGUCUGUGUGCUGCUGACCGGCUGCCGACGUUACGCUCCCGCCAAGCUGAGACGGACCGCCUGUUCUGUGUAGUCCUGUGCUGAAAUGUUACUGUAUGCAGACUCAACCAAUGAUGUAUUUCCAAUAAAAGAAAAUACCUUCUGCCUGCA